Gilbertella persicaria is the source of this 2091-nucleotide messenger RNA. RefSeq names its product glycosyltransferase family 39 protein. Gene Ontology annotation, molecular function: dolichyl-phosphate-mannose-protein mannosyltransferase activity. The record is from RefSeq and is a predicted model, not a curated record. NCBI's taxonomy places the organism in Eukaryota, Fungi, Mucoromycota, Mucoromycetes, Mucorales, Choanephoraceae. Gene Ontology annotation, biological process: protein O-linked glycosylation via mannose. The transcript is spliced from 6 exons. Gene Ontology annotation, cellular component: membrane; endoplasmic reticulum. The coding region runs from base 1 to 2091 and encodes 696 amino acids.
AUGUCUUUUUUCACUACUUUCUAUAAAAUAUGGUUUCCAGCACAAGUCGUAUUUGAUGAAGUUCAUUUUGGUAAAUUUGCUGGUUACUACCUUCAGCGUUCUUUCUUUUUUGACGUCCAUCCGCCUCUUGCUAAAAUGAUGUUUGCAGCAGUGGGUUAUCUCGUCGGCUUUGAUGGUGUUUAUAAAUUUUCUAAUAUUGGGGAGAGUUAUGCUGCUAAUCAUGUACCUUACCUUGCUUUACGCGCAUUGCCAGCCACACUCAAUGUGUUUAGUGUAGCCCUUGUCUAUCAUAUCUUGCGCGCAUCAGGCAGUUCUGUCUUGACAUGUUUUGUUGUUGCAACACUUUACCUUUUGGAUAAUGCGUUUAUUGGACAAAACAGACUGAUUUUGCUUGAUAGUAUCUUGAUUUUCUACAUGCUGGCUACUGUGUAUUCAUACAUCCAAUUUCGCAAAUAUCGACAUCUUUCAUUUAGUUAUACAUGGUGGAAGUGGUUGAUUAGCACUGGCAUUUGUAUGGCACUUACAUUAAGUGUGAAAAUGAUUGGUUUAUUUGUUGUGGCAGCCAUUGGUAUGUCUGUCCUGAUUGAUCUUUGGGAUUUAUUGGAUUCAAAGAAAUAUGGCUUGUCUAAUAAACAACUUGUACAACAUUUUACUGCUCGUUUUAUUGGCUUAAUUACUAUUCCUUCUAUUGUCUAUAUGUUUUGGUUCUAUGUUCACUUUGAGAUCCUCAAGUAUUCUGGUCCUGGAGAUGCUUUCAUGAGCCCUGGUUUUCAAGAUACACUUUAUGAUAGUCCUUUGAGACUACAGGCACUUGAUAUCAUGUACAAUCAAUCCAUCAAACUUCAACAUGGCGAAACAACUGCCUUUCUUCAUUCUCAUGCACUUCGAUAUCCAGCUCAAUAUGAAGAUAGUCGCUAUAGCUCGCAAGGUGUUCAAGUGACAGGCAACUUGAAACCAGAUCUCAACAGUUACUGGCGUAUUAAACCCACUCAAGAGAUUGACUAUAGCUUAGGCACACAUUAUGUUCGACACAAAGACAUUAUUCAGCUUGAACAUGUUGGUACUGGUCUCGACCUCUUGACGCAUAAUGUGGCUGCUCCUUUGACUCCUACCAAUCAAGAAUACACUACUGUGAAUCAUAUUCAACAUUACAAUGAUACUUUGUUUCGUGUCGAGUUGGAUUCUCAUAAAGACUCCGAUGUUUGGUCCACCAUGACAAAAGCAGUCAAACUGAUCCAUGUGAAGACAGGUGUCGCCUUAUGGUGUAAUAGUAAAAACUUGCCUGCUUGGGGUAUGAACCAUCUCGAGAUCAGUGGAAACAAACUAGCAAAGGAGCCCAGAAACAAUUGGGUCGCUACUGAUAUCUUGGGUGUCAAUGCUACUGAAGUCAAUCUUGGCAAAGACAAGACAGUGAAACAUAUGCAUUUCUUGGUCAAGUUUGUUGAAUUGCAGCUACGCAUGAUUCUUCAUAACAAUCGAUUGACAGGCACUCAUCCUUAUCAAUCCAGUCCUAUUGUGUGGCCUAUGAUGUUGCGUGGUAUUUCUUACUGGACAGAGGCUUCGUCGAAUGGUCAAAUCUAUCUUACAGGCAAUAUUGCAGGUUGGUGGAUAGGUCUCACAUGCAUUGGGGUCUUUAGUAUGAUCUAUAUGGGUCACAUGAUCCUCCAAAAACGGGAUAAAGUCAUGAUGCAUGAGGCCACUCGUAUUCGGUUGACUCGUACAGGCGGCUUCUUUUUGCUGUUAUGGGCCAUGCAUUAUUUCCCCUUCUUUUUGAUGGGUCGUUGCUUAUUCCUUCAUCAUUACUUACCUGCUAUGGCAUGUAACUAUUUGUUAUUGGGUACCGUGUUUGAUUACCUGUUUGUGGAUGGGAUCAAUACGCCUAUUUCCUAUCAACCUCAUGAUAAGAAAUUUAGUCUGAACCAAGCUCGCUUAAAACUCAAAAGCUUUGUUGCAGCUGGUAUCCUGAUUGGUAUGCAAUUUAUGGUCUAUCUCUUUUUAUCACCACUGACCUAUGGUACACCCGGAUUGUCUGCUGAAGAAGCUACUCGGCGUAAAGUAUUAAAGACAUGGGAUAUUCAAUUUGGUAAGUGA